This is a messenger RNA of Megalobrama amblycephala (Wuchang bream), 4103 nucleotides long. RefSeq names its product SATB homeobox 1a (gene satb1a). Gene Ontology annotation, molecular function: DNA-binding transcription factor activity, RNA polymerase II-specific; RNA polymerase II cis-regulatory region sequence-specific DNA binding. The record is from RefSeq and is a predicted model, not a curated record. Lineage: Eukaryota; Metazoa; Chordata; Actinopteri; Cypriniformes; Xenocyprididae. Gene Ontology annotation, biological process: chromatin remodeling; regulation of transcription by RNA polymerase II. The transcript has 11 exons. The coding region runs from base 859 to 3075 and encodes 738 amino acids.
CAUAAUUUAACAGCUAACAGUUGGGAUCUAAAGUUAAAACAUAAAUUCUAAUUUCUUCUGUAAAAGUUAGUACAUCCCUACAUUCAUCAUUAAGUGACUACAAUUACAAUCAAGCGCAAAUAAAUAGAACAUCAUUAAAAAGAAAGUAGCCUAUACUUAUUUAAACCUCAAUUGCUAUUUGUUAAAUUAUAUCACCUUCACUUAUUGAUACUGUCCAAAAAUAAAUACUUUCUAAUAUCUGUAAGGCUACAUAUGUUGAAAAAGGACAAAACAUUUAGUGGCUGUACUUACUUUUUCACAACACUCCUCAUUCCGAUGUAAGCAAAUGGAACUGUAUGACUAGUUGUAGAUCAUAUAUCUGAAAAUAAGAGUUUUGACCAGUCAAAACUCAAAUAAAGCUUAGAACAUCAAAUAUUAAAUGUCAAAAUGGCUUGCCAUACUUUAAUAAUCAUGUAUUCUAUGAGAAGCCACUUCCGCUAGAAGCUGAUUGGUCCGCAUCUGGUGACAUCACAUUGAUAAUGCUUUGUGGGGCCGUCUAGAGAUUUAAUUACGGAUCUGUGUUUGCACAUUAUAUUAUACGGACCGUUCUUCCUCGCUUUAACCCUCAUUUUAUUGAUUUUAAUGGGUCUGAUUUUAUCGUUUACUAAGAACAAAAACAUUUCUUCAUGAAAUAAACCCGCUCUCUUGUCUCUUGUCCCCGGACCAUCGCGUUGAUUCUGGAGCCAGUGUUUUUGUUACGGAGCGAUCCUGGGACGCGCGCUCGAUCUGUCGGCAUGUUCGGAUACUCGUCUAGAGGAUUAUAAACCACCGGAAAACGGUACUGCAGUAAGUAAAUUGUGAGAGCUGAGUAUAAAAAUAAUGAUGGACCAUUUGGCUACCACUAGUAGCACCCAGGGGCCGGUCCUGUGCGAACCCUCUUAUCCUCCCUGUAAAAUGGCCCGUAUGGAGAAUUCAAGAGAUCUACCUGUACCUGGAGUCACACCUGUGAGCCUGGCCUCCAAACAAACAACACCAUCAAACACUAACAGGAGGAAAGGCAGUCUGCUUCCUGUGUUCUGUCUGGUGGAGCAGAGUGAUGUCCCACCCUCAGAGAGGAAGAGGACGGAGCAUGCCGAAUUUGUUCUGUUGAAGAGAGACCUGCUGUUCAGCCAGAUUACAGAGGCUGCACUGCAAGAGCUGGGAUACACACACACCGCAGCGGCUCUGGCUACAGGUCAGAUUCAAGUUGGGCAUUGGAACCCUGUGGCUCUGUCCACUGUGACGGACACCUCUGACGCAACCGUAGGAGACAUGCUAGAAGACCUUUACCAUGUCAUCACCUUGAGAAUAAAGCUACACAGUGUUUCUAAAUUAGAGGAUUUACCUGCUGAGCAGUGGACUCAUUCUACUGUCAGAAAUGCCCUAAAGGAGCUGCUGAAAGAGAUGAAUCAGAGCACACUGGCUAAAGAGUGUCCAUUAUCUCAGAGCAUGAUUUCAUCAGUGGUAAACGGCACUUACUAUGCCAGCAUCUCUGCUGCGAGAUGUCAGGAGUUCGGCCAGUGGUACAAACACUACAAGAGGGCAAAAUCUAUGAUGGGUGACAUGAACAGGCACUGCAACCAACCCUCAUCUUCCAGCCAACCCACCAUGUACCAGCAACCAUUGGAAGGCAGUGGGGCGGAGUCACGUGGUGUUGUCCAGAUGCAGGCUGGAAUGCCUGGUCUGGUGAUGGCUCAGCUCCUCUCACAGCAGCAUGCCAUGUCUCAAUUUCUCACACAUACUCACACACACUCACAUGGGCCUCAUCCUGCGCCACUACGGACUCCUCCAAAAUGCAAUGUGUCCCCACCCACAGUAACUCAAUGUCCCUCACCUGUCACCGACGUGUCACCUGAAAUUUACCAUUGGGUGCGGGAGGAGUUGAAGAGGGCGGGGGUUUCCCAAGCGGUGUUUGCACGAGUGGCCAUUAACAGGACUCAGGGCCUGCUGUCGGAGAUCUUGCGCAAGGAAGAAGACCCACGGUGCGCGUCUCAGUCUCUUUUAGUUAACCUUCGAGCCAUGCAGGCCUUCCUGCAGCUGCCACAGAGCCAGAGGGACUCCAUCUAUCUGGAGGAAAGAGAGCGUAACCUCAACACUACCUACAGCACCAAUACCAGCUCACCUCUGCCCAUUCAGGCAAAACUUUCACCUGUUUCCAAGGAGAUUGUGGUGAAAGUGGAAUGCGAUGAUUCUGGAAUCAACUACGGAAUCUAUGAUGAAAUACAGCAGGAAAUGAGACGAGCAAAAGUGUCACAGGCCUUGUUUGCAAAAGUCUCUGCAGCCAAGAGUCAGGGCUGGCUGUGUGAGCUCCUGCGCUGGAAGGAGGAGCCUUCUCCUCAGAAUCGUACACUGUGGGAAAAUCUGUCUUUGAUUCGCCAGUUUCUAAAUCUCAGCCAAUCAGAGCGAGAUGUUAUAUAUGACCAAGAGAGCAAUACUGGGCAGACAUACUACUCAGAAAAACACACAAGAGCCCUGACUGAACAACUGCAAGUGAUACCGCAGCAUGUGGUGCCUCUAAAGCAGCAGCAACAACAACUACAUAAAAUUCCACCUCAGCACCAUCAACCCUUCCUCCAGCACCAUCUCAUCACUGGAGGUCUCAGAGACUCUCACAUGGGCCCAAAUCUUGGCGGCAGGUCGUUACCACCUGAAGCCCAUGCAAUCCUGCAGAGUUUCAUUCAGGAAGUGGGACUACAUCCAGAUAACGAGGCCAUUCAUACACUAUCUGCUCAACUGGGUGUAGCCAAAGAGGCUGUUCUCAGCUUUUUCAAUGGUCACAACUGGCUUAGACAGGAAGAACAGGACAACUGCAGAGAAAGAGUGAUUGAGGAAAGUGAAGAUGAUUACAUGGAGGCAGAAGAAGAAUGCAGGGAUACAAUGGAAAAAGAUGAGAAGGCAAAUGAAAACAUGAUGACAGGGAAACAAGACAUUGGUGUGGUGGAGCAGAAUGCAGCUACACAAACUCGUUUUAUCAUAACUAUUAAAGAAGAGGAGGAGCUUCCAUGUAAGGAGGAGCACGAUGACAGCCCCGCCUAUUGCCAAUUCAUAAACUCCUAAAAAUACGUACACUACAGUUUAAAAGUUUGGGGUCAUUUUGUUUGAAUAAAUUUAAUACUUUUAUUCAGCAUAAAAUCUGGAAUCUGGAAUCCUGAAGUGAAAAUGUAUCACCGUUUCCACAACAAUAUAAAGUAGCACAACUGUUUUCAGCAUUGAUAAUAAUAAGAAUUUUUCAAAUGAGCAUAUUAGAAUGAUUUCUGAAGGAUCAUAUGACACUGAAGACUAAGUUCUAAUAAUAUUUCACAAUAUUGCUGUCUUAACUGUAUUUUUAAUCAAAUAAAUGCAGCCGGGGUGAGCAUAAAAAACGUUCAAAAACAUCCAAAAACAUUCAAAAAUCCUACCGACCCCAAACCUUUGAACGGUAGUGUAUUAAAUCCCAUUUAAAUAAAUAAACCGCAAUGAAUUCCGGGUAAUUUAACAAUUUAAAUGUAGCCUAUUUAUGGUUGUGCCUUUAUGCACAAGGUGUUUUGCUAAAACCUCAUACUUUGGAUGGACUAUAGAGAUGGAAUUUUGAGGAUUUCUCAACGGACAUGCCACGGAAAGCAUAAAUUAAAUAUCACUGUUCUUAUUUCUGAAUAAAUGUUCUAUUAAUAUUAGGGGUGUAAAAACGCUGAUGUCUGACAUCAUGAUGUAUUACAUAAUUUAGGAAAGAACUGCAAUUGAAUUGUUGUUAACAAAAUAUUUACACCCCUAAAUGAAUAUAAUUUGCAGUUAUAUUAUGUUAUAUUAUUAUAGUAGCAUUAUUUAUUGGCUGGGUUCGUUUUCUGCCCAAAUCCUCAACUGUAUCUCUGCAGACAGGCAAUGUCAAUCAGUGUUAAUGGUGGCAUAUUCAGCCAGGCAGUGUUGUCUUUUACAAGAUUGUUGCCGGAGACCCAGAAACCGCGAUGUAUUAUAUGUUUAGAUGCAAACAGCACAUUACUGUAUUAUUGUCAAUAGAACAAAACACAAUAGAAACAGCACUUUGAAUUACAGUGAAUAAUUCUCUCUCUAAUGAAUUACAAUAAAUCUGUAGUGUUUGUUUUUGUUCA